This is a messenger RNA of Ixodes scapularis (black-legged tick), 441 nucleotides long. Its product is annotated as glycine-rich protein 23-like. The transcript has a single exon. NCBI's taxonomy places the organism in Eukaryota, Metazoa, Arthropoda, Arachnida, Ixodida, Ixodidae. Bases 1 to 441 code for a protein of 146 amino acids. The record is from RefSeq and is a predicted model, not a curated record.
AUGUCGCAGGUCCUGAUUGUGUUGGGCCUGGUGGGAUGCACCUGUGGCGGCGACCUUGACUACGCGGGUGGCUUUGGCGACGGCUUCAGUAGUGGCCUAGGAGGCGGCUUCGGAGGAGGCUUUGGAGGUGGCUUUGGAGGUGGCUUCGGAGGGGACUUCGGGGGUGGCUUCGGCUUCGGAGGCCUUGGAGGUGGAGGAGGUGCCGCCCUCUCCGUUCCUCUGGCAGCAUCAGUGUCUCUGGUCAAAGAACCCGUGGUCAACGUCGGCUAUGUGGCCCGACCAGUGGUCAACUACGUGAAGCAGCCUGUGGCUUCCGUCACCCAUAAAAUCAAGCCCGUCUUUUCCAUAGACCACGCCAUUGUUGGGAGCGGUCUUGCCUUCGGCGGCCUUGGCGGCGGAGGUCUGGGCGGAGGCUACGGAGGUUUCGGCUAUGGCUGGUAG